GUGACCUGCCUCUUUUAGGCUCACUCUGUGACUGAAGGCAGCAGGUUACUUAUCAGUGUCCCAGCAUAAUUUGAUUCGAUUGUUUCUGCAUCUAUGGACUGAUAACAACAUUUUGGGACAAAUCACUGCUGGAGAGAAGUGUUCUCAUUCCUAUAUUGCUCCUAUUAUUCUCUCUGUCUUGCUCUCUCUUCACCCUCUUCUCUUAUUUUCUUGCACUCAACGGCUGAAUGGAUAAGGCUGGGAGGCUUGAGGCUUGUGGCCCCCUGGCAAGCAAUGAACAAAUCACCGAGGAAACAGCACCUAGUUCUAAACUGUUCAGCUGCAGCUGUGUGCGUCGCUGGGUUCCACUGGCCUACAGAGAGGAGCUCUACCACGUCCUGUGCCUGACUGGGCCCCUGCUCAUCUCCAGGAUCUUAAACUUUCUGCUGCCAUUCGUCAUCACAAUAUUCUGUGGUCACCUAGGAAAUGCUGAAUUGGCUGGAUAUGCCCUGGCCUCUGCGACGAUUAAUGUGACCACAACUGCUACUGGAUGCGGUCUGGCCCUCGCAUGUGACACACUCGUCUCUCAGACAUUUGGCAGUAAGAACCUAAAGCGUGUGGGGGAAAUUCUCCAGAGAAGCAUAAUCAUCCUUUUACUCUUCUGCCUGCCAUGCUGGGCCAUGCUCAUCAAUGCUGAGUCAAUACUCCUCACACUGAAGCAAGAGCCAGAGGUGGCCAGGAUUGCACAGCUGUAUGUUAUGGCUUUCCUCCCUGCUGUCCCUGCCAUGUUUCUGCACCAACUGCAGGUGUCUUAUCUGCAAAACCAGGGCAUCAUCCUGCCCCAGAUGUACACAGCAGUUGCUGCCAACAUUUUAAAUGUAGCAACAAACUACGUCCUCCUUCACUCAAUGAAGCUGGGAGUGAUGGGCUCUGCUGCAGCCAACAGUUUCUCACAGAUCUCCAGCUGCCUCCUGUUGUUUGCUUACAUACGCUGGAAAAAGCUGCAUGUGAAGACAUGGGGUGGCUGGUCUAGUGCAUCACUGCAGGAGUGGGGCUCCUACAUGAAACUGGCCAUUCCCAGCACUCUUAUGCUCUGUUUUGAGUGGUGGAUCUAUGAGAUUGGAAGUUUCCUUGCAGGAAUGCUGGGGGAGGCAGAUCUUGCUGCUCAACAUGUGUUGCUGGAGGUGGGGACCAUUACUUACAUGUUUCCAUUAGGUGUGCACGCAGCCGCUUGUGUGCGUGUGGGAAAUGCACUGGGAGCUGGAGACACUAACAGGGCCCUAAUCACCAGUAAAGUGACUCUCAUGAUCUCAGGAGUUUUGGCUAUUUUACAGGGUAUCGUGAUGGGUUCUUCAAAGUCAGUAGUGGGCUACAUCUUUACCACUGAUGAGAGCAUAGUGAAGAUGGUCUCAGAAAAUCUCACCCUGUUCGUCUUCCUGCAGUUUUUUGAUGCUCUUGUGUGUGUGUGUUCAGGGAUUCUUCUGGGUGCUGGAAAGCAGAAGAUAGCAGCACUGUCCAACUUGAUCUGUUACUACUGCAUUGGAUUACCAGUGGGAAUAUCUCUGAUGUUUCUGGCUGAGCUCAGGAUACUUGGUCUGUGGCUUGGCCUCUUGAUUUGUGUCAUUAUUCAAAGUUGUUUCUUCACCACUCUCAUCUUCAAGCUCAACUGGAAGAAAGUGACAGAGCAGGCCCUGAAACGUGCAGGCAAACAUGCAAUAGUGUGCAUCCGAAAGGCAUCAUCGAUAGGACAGACAGUCCUCAAUACACUAGUUUCUGAAGGGCAGGAUGAUGCAGAGCAAAAGCCUGAUGGAGGAGCUUCAGCAAGUAUCCCUGAACCUUGGGAUGACAUAACUGGAAACAAAGCUCAGCUAACAAGUAAUAGCUCUGAAGCGGCCGGGUAUGUACAAGUUUGUACCCAGGAGAUGGGUAAACUAGUAAUGGAGAGCGAAUCUGGAAAAGCCCAACCUAAAGUCUUGCUCUCUACGAACCAGCUUGUGCUUAGACGGGGACUUACACUGUUGACCACCCUCCUGAUCCUGAUAGCUGGAAUCGCUGUGCAUGUAGCUUGUCCUCUUCCAGAAAAUUUUAUUCCACAUCAGAGCAACCUAACAAUGGAUUCAAAUAUUUUUUACACAACUAACACCUUCCUCAACACCACAGCAAGCUCACUCUAACUUGAACCAUCUUACAAGGCCCAAAUUAAAAAAAAAAUUGGGACCGCAACUGGGUCAAUCCAUCCAAUCUCUACAAGGAGGACAUAAGCAAAUCAGCCAAUACCGGCAAAAUGACAUUUGUCAGUGUUAUUUAAGAGAAAAAAAUUUGAUUACAUCUCUGCCAGCUUGUAGGCUUGCAGAAGAGUACAUCUCUGAAUGUACAAUAUGGACUUCUACAAAUUUUCUGGGACACUCUCCAGCCCAGCUGUCUAGGCCAAAAUACAGCUGAAUAAGACUACUGAAAAGAGCAGUACUUAUUGUGCAGUAUAUAUUAUUUCAUUUCUUAGUGAACUGAUUUUACAUUUUAGACAUAUAUAUAUAUAUAUAUAUAUAUAUAUAUAUAUAUAUAUAUAUAUAUAUAUAUAUAUAUAUAUAUAUAUAUAUAUAUAUAUAUAUAUAUAUAUAUAUAUAUAUAUAUAUAUGGUUAUAUGAGUCAGAUUAAAAGGUUGUAGUUUUUCUUGUUAAUGUAUUUAUCAUAUCAAAGUAAAGCACAAAGUGAUAUACUAUUAAAAACAUUCUUUACAAAGUUCUUUUACACAAGCAUUUAAAGCUACUCUGCACAUUUUUUGAUAAAAAUUUGUCCAUUCAAGCGCAAAGAAGAUGUGAAAGAGAAUUCAAUUCAGUAGGCUAUUCUCGCUCUGUCUGAGAGGCAGCUUUCUGGGAGCGCGCUUCAGAUGUUUGCACACAGAAAACAUCUUGAAAACAUCAUGUGAUUACUGUGCUUUAAUAAUGUAGGGAACCACUUGUUAUACAUAAAUCAUGUAACAGUUCAUGUCUUACUUACAUAUAGGAUUUAGUUUUAAUCCAAAUGAUGCAUGUGUGCUGAGUGAGCGUUCAGCAACCAAGAGCAUGCAACACAAGUGUGCACGCUCUCUCACUCUUUAUCAUCAGUGUCAGUUAACAUUAGUAAUAUGUUCCUCGUUUUACUUUCUUUGCUAUUGACAUCUGAUUGAACUACAAACUUUCCGAUGUAUGUAAAAAAAAGAAAAGAAAAAAGGGAUGAGCUCAACAA
Molecule: messenger RNA, 3204 nt
Organism: Megalobrama amblycephala (Wuchang bream)
Lineage: Eukaryota; Metazoa; Chordata; Actinopteri; Cypriniformes; Xenocyprididae
Gene: slc47a1
Product: solute carrier family 47 member 1
Exons: 17
Coding region: 228-2153 (641 amino acids)
Biological process (GO): xenobiotic detoxification by transmembrane export across the plasma membrane
Cellular component (GO): membrane
Molecular function (GO): antiporter activity; xenobiotic transmembrane transporter activity
Source: RefSeq, a predicted model, not a curated record